Brenthis ino (lesser marbled fritillary) is the source of this 2748-nucleotide messenger RNA. The record is from the annotation of a GenBank genome assembly. Lineage: Eukaryota; Metazoa; Arthropoda; Insecta; Lepidoptera; Nymphalidae.
AUGUAUGCACCCAAGCCCGGCGAGGUUUUGGCGGUCCUUACAUCAACGUUUGUGAACGUUACUUCCACUAAUCAGUGUAGUAUUAUUUAUCAAACAAAUGAAAGAUCGCCAUGUGAAUAUUUAGUGGUUUGUGAAAUUUACGGCGGCAGCGCGCAAAACCCCACUUGUAACUUUGAGCCGAACGUCACGUUUGUUGUAAAAGAUUCAAUUGCUGAAAACCUUAGUGCUGCCUUCUUCGGAUCAACAAAUUUCGAUUCACGUGUUCGGAAAAUCGUAGCGUAUAACAAUAGCUGGUCAACGAUAGCAGAAGGGAGUUUUAGGUAUUAUUCUAAAACUAAAGUCAUGGAUCUGUCAAGGAACAAUAUAAGAAAUCUAAAAAGUAUGGCGUUUAAAAAUUUAUUGCUUCUUGAGAAAUUAAAUUUGUCCACGAAUCAUAUACAAGAACUUAACUCAGGUUCGUUUUUGACAUCUGAUGCUAAAGAAUCUGAAGUUAGAGAGUUGGAUCUAUCACACAAUAAUAUUGACAAUUUUCCACCUGACUUGUUCAAUCUGUUGAGUAAUUUGGAAAUAUUAUAUCUGCAAUACAAUCAGAUCACGUUACUUCCACAAGAUCUUUUUAAGAAUUUAAAAAACUUAACAAGUCUCUAUUUGCAAUAUAACAAUUUGACCAAUCUCAACAGUAGUUUGAUUUAUUUAAGUUCUUUAAAUUAUUUAGAUUUGUCUUACAACAAAUUGACAAAAAUAUCAGGUUUUGAACUAAAUCGUGUCACUUCUUUAAUAUAUGUAAACAUUUCUAACAAUUUAAUAGAAACUUUGGAAUCAAAUUGCUUCAAUCAAGCUUUUAAUUUAGAAGUAGUAGAUCUAAAAAAUAAUAAAAUAAAUUCAAUAAUAGAAAACGUUAUGUUUAUAAAUAAUGUUAAAUUACGUUACCUGGAUUUUCAACAAAAUUGUAUUACUAAAAUACAAGCUGACGCUUUUAAACAUAAUGUCCUUGAAUAUUUUAGUUUGGAAAAAAAUAACAUAACUGGGGAAAUCACUAAAACGACAUUUUCUGGAUUGCAAAAUAUAAAAGAUCUGACUGUGAGUGAUCAAUCCAUAACAAUAAUAAGGGACGGUACCUUUUCUGAUAUGAAAGCUUUAAGAUUUUUGAAUCUGAGUAAUAACUUUGUAUCUACUAUUGAAAAUGCCAGUUUUGGUAUUUUAAAUAACUUAAAUAUUCUGGCUUUAUCGUAUAACAAAAUUGAUAAUUUGAAUUUUCUAAAAGAUUCUUUAACAAAUUUAACAGAGCUUUAUUUGAACGAUAAUUUACUAUCUAUAAUUUUUACUAAUGCAUUUAACAAUCAAACACAGUUAAAAAAGCUAGAUAUAUCUAUGAACAAAAUUAAAGUAAUCGAGCAAAAUUCUUUACCAUUACUAAAUUUACAAUUUAUUAAUUUAACUAAAAAUUAUAUAACAGGAGUAAUAAAAUCUAACACAUUAAGCCCUGCACAAUAUUUAAGAUACUUAGAUUUAAGCAAUUUAAACAUAAGCAAAAUAGAAGAGAUGGCUUUUGUGAAAUUGCCAGUUUUAGUACGAUUGAAUCUCUCAAACAAUGUCAUAAAUGAAAUUGCACCAAAGAAUUUUAUGGACACGAAUAAUAUGUAUUCUUUAGAUAUUUCACAUAAUAGAUUAAAACAUUUUGAAGUUAACAGUACAUUACAAAAUCUAAAAGCUCUUUAUCUGAAUAAUAAUGAUAUGGAUAGUCUUCCAAAACUUAACAUGUCCAGUGUUAUAUAUUUAGAUUUAUCUUUCAAUAAAAUUGAUAAUAUAACUGGGGAAUUAUUUGAACACAUGCGCAGUCUUAGGGCAUUACAUAUCUCUCACAAUAAGCUAAAAUCGUUCAAUAACAACUUUACAAAUACGCUAUCAGAUUUAACGGAUUUGAGUCUAUCUGACAACGAAAUUUCUAAUAUUAAUUUGAGUUUUUUUAAGGAGUUAAUAAAUUUAGAUAUUAGUAAAAAUGCAAUAAACGUGAUUGAUAGUUCAUUUUUACACGAUCUGGAUUUUUUGCAAUAUCUCGAUAUCAGUAGUAAUAAUAUAACAAAACUAUUACCAGGAACAUUUCAAAGUAUAAAAAUUUUGAAAUUUCUCAACAUGUCUUCAAACAGUUUGUCUAAUUUAAGAUAUGGAAGUCUUAAGGGCUUACAUAGAACAGAAGUUCUUGAUAUUUCGAAAAAUAACAUUCGUGAACUAGAUGUUGACAUAUUUCAUGAAUGUUCGGAAUUAAAAAAGAUAAUUUUAGAUUUUAAUAAAAUAAAAGUACUCGAUAUUGACAGAUUAUUAAGUGUGGCGCCUAAACUAAGCUCUAUAAGUAUAGGUGGAAAUCCUGUGUCGUGUAAAGAAAUAGUUCGCAAUAUUGGUAAAAUUAAUCUUACCUUAGCUUUUCAUGCAGUAGAAAUAACUUCUAUAGAUAAAAUCUUCCACGAAGACAAUGUGUAUGGAAUAAAAUGUGGUGACAAUAACAAUUUUACAAAUGAAGAUAAUGAAGGUGAACCAGUAAUCAAUAAAACAUCAGCAGAAAAUUCAACUCUAUCUAUAGUUAUUAUUUUUUUCCUAGUUAUAAUAUUGAUUAUUGUUACACUUAGCAUAGCGUAUUUUUAUUUCAGACACAAUUUUUCUAGUCAAUUAUUUACUGAGUCAAGGUUACAAAUGCGUCGUUCUUUAGAACUGAAUGGUUCAGAUUUUCAAAGCGACCUAAUUAGUUGUAAU